ACUUCAACAAAAAAGUGAGCUGAAAAAUCACGCUUCAGAAGAAGUAACUUAUCAGGUUGCCUGUGGAUUGAUACGAUUACCGUUACCAGAAAACUUUAAAAUAAAUAAUAAUUCUGUUGUAGCACAAGUAAUAUUGGUUGUUGUACUUGAACCAGUAUUUCCGGAAAACCUUACUGUUCUGUCUGGAUCGUAA
Schistosoma turkestanicum is the source of this 193-nucleotide messenger RNA. NCBI's taxonomy places the organism in Eukaryota, Metazoa, Platyhelminthes, Trematoda, Strigeidida, Schistosomatidae. The record is from the annotation of a GenBank genome assembly.